UAUACAAAAGUUCUGCUCCCAUAUAUUUCUGUUUCUCUCCAUUUUUGUUAUUGUUGUCACAAUUAUACCUUAUAUUGUGUUCCCACUAACAAAGAUUUAUUAUUUUUUAAUACACUUGGCAUUUGCCUUUUAUAUAGGACAGAAGAGAGACGUUAUAAGCCCAAAGUACAAUACUUCUAGCUUAGGUAGUUACCUGGUGUUGUUUAUUUCUUUGUAUGGCUUUGAGUAAUUGUCUAGUGUCUUUUCAUUUUUGUCUGAAGAAUUAACUCCCUUCAGAUUUAUUGUAGGGCAGACCUGCUAGCAAUGAACUCUUAGCGUUUAUCUUGGAAUGCUUAAUGUCUUCAUUUUUUAACAAUAGUUUUGUUGAAUAUAAGAUUAUUGUUUGAUUUUUUUUCCCUCUCAGCACUUUAAACAUAUCCCACUGAUUUGUACAAUUUCUCCUGAGAAAUCAGCUGUUAAUCCUAUUUAGAAUUUGUAGGCAUGAUAAAAACUGACAAAAACUGCUUCCAGAAUCUUUGUCUUUUGAUUGUUUGAUUAUGUCUCCCUUUGCAUCUCUCUUUGUGUUUAUUAUAGAAGUUGAUUGACCUUCUUGGGGGUUUAGACUUGUGUCUUAUCAACUCUGGGAAGUUUGCAGCCAUUAUAUCUUUAAAUAUUCUUUCUGCCCUAUUUCCUCUUGCCUCUGGAUCUCUGAUUGCGUGUGUGUGUUGAUAAGCUUAAUGCUAAGGUGUCCCCCUAAAUUUGUGUGUUGAGAUCCUGACCCCCAAAAUGAUGGUGUUAGGAGAUGGGGCCUUUGGGAGGUGGUUAGGUCAUGGAGGUGGAGCCCUCAUAAACAGAAUUAAAGCCGUUAUGAAAGAAGCCCUGGAGAGCUCUCCUGCCCGCUUCUGCCAUGUGAGGACACAGCAAGAAGGCACUGGCUGUGAACCAGGAAGUAGUCGCUCACCUGACCAUGCCGGCACCUUAACCUUGGACUUUACAACCACAAGAACUGAUGGAAUCCGACGUGGUAGACCCAGAGCAGAUACUGUACGGGAUUUAAUAAAUGAAGGAGAGCAUUCGUCCAGCAGAAUCCGUUGUAACAUCUGUAAUAGGGUGUUUCCACGGGAGAAAUCACUCCAGGCUCACAAAAGGACUCAUACAGGUGAGAGACCUUAUCUGUGUGACUAUCCAGACUGUGGAAAAGCCUUUGUUCAAAGUGGACAGCUUAAAACCCAUCAGCGUCUUCACACCGGAGAAAAACCUUUUGUUUGUUCAGAAAACGGCUGCCUAAGCAGAUUCACCCAUGCAAACCGCCACUGUCCGAAGCACCCUUAUGCCAGGCUGAAGCGAGAGGAGCCCACAGAUGCUCUCAGUAAGCCCCAGGCUGUGGACAACCAGGCUGCCGCUGAGUGGUUGGCAAAGUACUGGGAAACACGAGAGCAGCGCACUCCCACCUUGAAAGGAAAGCUGGUUCAGAAGGCUGACCAGGAGCAGCAGGACCCGCUGGAGUAUCUCCAGUCUGACGAGGAAGACGACGAGAAGAGUGGUGCGCAGCGGCGGCUCCAGGAGCAGCGGGAGCGCCUGCACGGAGCCCUUGCUCUCAUCGAGCUCGCCAACCUGACGGGAGCACCGCUUCGCCAGUAGCCCGAACACUGACUCGUCCACUGUACAAAAGUACUGCCCAGCAUACUUAAAAAGUAGAUCCUUGGGCAUAAGCUAAGCACCUUAUUUGCUUAUCAUAGGCUGCUAUUCUGUAGAAAUGUAUGAAGAAUGUCAUUGCCCCAGAAUAUGGGGUGAGAGAGAAUUGCACUUUUUUAUAUGGUAAAAGAUAUGUUGUAAAGUUUAAAAUAUUUUGUAAAUAUGGGACUUCUAGUACAGGGUAGAAAACUAAAUAUUGUGGGAGGCUAGAUUUUGCAAGUUUAAUGCAUUCAUUGGAAGCAGUUCUCACAGAAAGCACUUUCUGAAUAAGACACUUGUAUGGGGGAAAAAAAAAAAAAGCAUGGUACAUGUAGCCAAAGAAGGUUUAAAUAGAUUAUUUAUAAGAUCAUUUUUAACAAUGUAUAUUAGUAUGUUUAAUAAUACUGUAAACACUGAAGCAAGCAGAAAGUAUAAGAUGUGAGUAAGGUAUGUAUUUUUAAAAUUGCAAAAUAGUGUGCCUAAUAAGACUAGAGAUGGAAAACUGACUUUCAGAAGACUUUCUAACUUUGGGACUUUGGAAGAAAACAGAUAUUUGAAGAUCUUGGUAAGAUGAACAGUAGUUAAAUUUUUUCAAAAUUGUAUUGAAAUCAGUCUUAUUCUAUCUUUCUGAGGUUUUACAACUCGCUAUGAUGUUUAGGUUUGAAAGCACUUGUCAUCCCUAGCUUGUUAACUUGGGAACUUUUGCACAUUUCAUGUUUCUCAUUUGCUGAAAUCGAAUGAUUAAUCUUGCAAAGUCUAGGUAACUUGGUAAUCGGUAUUUUAAAAAUAUAUUAUGGGCCCUGUAAUGAGAUUUGGCACUUGGAUUUUUAUUAAUAAAAGGGACAUCUACAGGGUUGUUUUGUAGUGAACCAUUUUAGAUCUUUUGUUAGCAAACACUAAAUUUAAAUGUACUGCUUGUUUAGAAUUAUUAGCAAAUGGAAGCCUCCUAUUUAUAUUUUCAGUGCAUAAAGCCACCUUCUUGCUUUACUUCAGAAUAACAUGCCAAGCUAUUUUGUGUUCACUAAAUUAGCUGUCAGUUAAACACUGCAGAAAAUAUUAGCUACUCAAAUAAGUAGGCUUCCAGAAUAGUUUUAACUGCAAGUGUGUUAACUUGUGUGGUGGUUUUAAAUAAUUUUUUCCAAAAUAGAUGAAAUUUUUAAACACCACUUUAUGUACUGAAGCAUGAAUAGAAAAAUGAAGAGCAGAGUAGUUCACCUCCUUUAUGUAGGCAUAAACUUCCAUCAUUUUACCUUGUUUUAAGCAGAAACUAAAUAACAUGCAUAGCAUGGUAAUUUUAUAGGUUGCUUAAUUGGAGUAAACAUCACAAUAAGGGAAAUAAGGGCUCAUCAGUGCCUUUUUUUCUUUUUUUUGUAUUGAAGUAGUAGCCUACAGAUGUAGUUUAAACAUCUAAAAUGUAGGCUUCUUUAUCUCAAAAUCCCAAUGUGUUGCAGUACACAGAUAGUUUAAAAUAUGUAGCCAUGGGGAAGGGGAUGUAUGUAAAUGUACUGAAAUGAGGCAAAAGUAUGAAAGAUAAUAGUAACAAAUAAUGUGUAUGAUGAGGACAUACUUUAAAAAUGUAAUUCCUCUGUACAGUAAAUUACAAAUCUUGAGGGAUUUUUUUUUUUUUUGUAAUAAGAGAAUUUAUAUUUGUAAUGGUCUAAGAAUUUUUUUUUUUGUAAUCUGGUAUAUAGAAUUUUAACUUGGAGCACUUAUGAGCACAGACUAUAGCAUCUGAAUUUUCUUGGUUUAGGUUUCAACAUUUUUCUCUAGAAUUUUUCCUCUCAAAUAUGACUUAAAUGAACUAUAAAAAGCUUCAUCAGUUUUGGGAAAUUUAAUGAACUUACCUAAAGAAGGAAAUGCAGUAGGAAUUUAAAAAAUACAAAUACUUGCCUGUUCACACAUAAUAAAAUUUAAGGCCUUCAAAAGUAAGAGUUUUUGUUUAUUUCUCCUGUCAGCUUUUGUCAAUUAUAAUAGUUAUAUUCACAAACAUUUUUUAUUUGUAUAAUUGGAAGUUUUAAGAAAUUAUUACAAUUAUUUACUAUAGAAAUAUUUAAAAUGUUCCUUUUUUUGAUAUAAGCUAUAUAUUUGGAAAAAUACAUUGGCAUCUAAAAUUUGAGGUGUGUUAAAAAUGUGGUUUACAUUCAAAUUUUUGAAGUGUUUUAUGCUUCAUAUGGCUAAGUUGUAGUUUGGCAGAGUUAACAGCAUAAGAAUAAACAUGCUGUAAUUUUAAAAGUUGCUUUGAAUAAAAACUUACUUUAAUUUACA
Molecule: messenger RNA, 3918 nt
Organism: Bubalus bubalis (water buffalo)
Lineage: Eukaryota; Metazoa; Chordata; Mammalia; Artiodactyla; Bovidae
Gene: ZNF367
Product: zinc finger protein 367
Exons: 5
Coding region: 766-1620 (284 amino acids)
Biological process (GO): homophilic cell-cell adhesion
Cellular component (GO): cell-cell junction; nucleus
Molecular function (GO): ionotropic glutamate receptor binding
Source: RefSeq, a predicted model, not a curated record